GUCAGUUGUUAGACUUCUAUCCCGGAAGUAUCCCGAGUUGAAUCCGAGUGGAUCGAUUUGAAGAUUUUUAAGCAUAGCCACUUUUUGGUAAAGAAGAUUGCAUUAAGGAAGGAAUGUGAUUUAUCUGGUACCAAGGAGAGAAAACUAUGGAUGCAUCGCUGUUUGCCUUCGUGCCUGUUCCAGUAGAGUUGAAAGGCCAUGUAAUUGGUAAGCAGCGAGUCGUGCUUAAUGAAAUGAUUGAGAUUUCUGACACCACAAUUGAUCCCGGGAGCAGAGAUCAACCAGGAUUUACUAUCAUUGGAAACGAAGAGGGAAUAGAGAUGGCCAAACAGCUGAUAUCUGAAAAACUGGAGGAGCUGAAAGAUAACUGGGACGAGCUGGUUGAAAUUCCAGAUAAACACAAAGGCAGGGUGAUUGGCAAAUGGAGAGCUAAGUUACGCGAGCUAGAAACCCAGACAGGAGUAAAACUUAUUGUAAAGGAACGAGAAGUAUAUAUAGUCCGUGGAACAGAACAACAACGGCGACAAGUAAAAAUUAGCAUUGGAUUAAUUGUGGCUGGAGCAAGAAUAAAGGAUUUUGAAAACGAAUUUUACAAAGUUUGCUCCUAUGUCGAUGGCUGUCAUCUUCCUGUGAACUGUAAACUCAAGCUUGAGGAGACGCCAGAAGAGGAUUACACCUAUUAUCGACUGAAGCCAGCUGGGCACUUUGAAAGGGAGGAUUCCUACAAUAACGGGAACGACAUCGUGUAUCAAUCAAAUCUUCGGGAUGAAGUUUUGAUGUCUCUAAGGAAGAUUAAAAAUAACGUGGAGACAGCUGAGAGUCCAAAGGUCGACAUGUGGUGCCAUUUAGGAACCUCCUUUAUUCGAGCACCUGGUGAAGAAGACGUUCUCCAACAAACGUGGGGAAUUGAGGAGAUAACAGAAAAGUUUCAAAAGGCCGGGGAAAGUUUUUGGAAAGUUUCUUUUACUCAGCGAGAUGAUAUCCCAGAGGAUAUCUUUAAAAGAAAUGGCUACAUAGAGAUCACUGAAGACGACGAAUAUAUCUCCAGAUAUGACCUGACAUAUCUGACACCCUGCUUUCAUAAACUUAGGUGCAAGGUGUGGGUGGCAAAGAGUAGCGUAAAGAAAAGGCUGGAAGAUAUACCAAUCCCUUUCAGUGACGUUAAAAAUGUACUGGAGGAGAUUUAUUUCGAAGAUGAUUUGACACGAGCACGCUGUCGUGGAUGGCUCGUACUUAAAUCUAGAAAGCAUUUGCAGAGCGACAUUCUGUUUCCUGGCUGCGAGCUAGACUGCAGGUUCACUAUGCGUGAGCGAAGAG
Messenger RNA from Pocillopora damicornis (cauliflower coral), 1317 nucleotides. RefSeq lists its product as uncharacterized. Gene Ontology annotation, biological process: signal transduction. The record is from RefSeq and is a predicted model, not a curated record. Lineage: Eukaryota; Metazoa; Cnidaria; Anthozoa; Scleractinia; Pocilloporidae. Gene Ontology annotation, molecular function: protein binding; RNA binding.